CGCACUCAAGGUCUCUACGGGUGUCACAUUCCAAAGGGGACAGUCGUCAGGUUCACAACGAUUGUCGCGAGUUUUUUUUUCAACUUGUUAUUUCGUAUCUAACUCACUUUUGCAAUUGGCCAUAUCGAACCUGGGAUCGGGUGCCAUUAAACAUUAAGAACAAUUAAGAAGAAGAAGCCUACGGGUGUCGCACAAAAAUAAUGGAUCCAAUAAUGCGGUUGGAUUUGUAUAAACUACUUGGUGUAGAACAUACUGCUUCAGUGGCAGAGGUUAAAAAAGCAUAUCGUAAGAAAGCCUUAACAUGCCAUCCUGACAAGAAUCCUGAUAAUCCAAGAGCAGCAGAACUAUUCCUUGAACUCUCGCAAGCAUUGGAAAUAUUAACGGAUUUCAGUGCCAGAGCAGCGUAUGACAAAGUUUUCACUGCCAGGAAACAGGCAAAGAAACGCAUUAGAGUGCUCGACAGUAAAAGGCAAAAAUUUAAAGAAGACUUGGAAGCACGUGAAGAAGCUUAUAAAAGAUCGAUAGACCCCAAGUCUGAGGAGAACAGACUAAAGGCCAAAAUCGCAAGAUUAGAAAAGGAGGGGGCCAAACUAGUCGAACUCGAGAAUGAGAAGGCCUUUGCACAAGCACAAAUGCAGCGCAAAAUGUGCGCAUCCACCAGUGCUUCUUCUGCACCCAAUAGAUUUACGCAGCAACCGCAAAUGUCGGACGCAGAGUAUGCAGAGUACGAAGCGUAUGUUUUUGCCAAGCUAAGGAGAGCAGAGGAACUCAAACGGCGCGCAUCCAUCGGUGUUUCUUCUAUACCCAAUAUAUUCACGCAGCUGCCGAAAACGGACGCACAAAAGUACGUGUUGGCCAAUCGAAAGAGAGAGCAGGAGAGAGCAGAGGAACGCAAACGGCUCAUACAGGAAUUGGAGGCGCAGGAACAGGAAGAAACUUAAUUUCGUCCUUAGGUCUACAUUUGCGCGUGUAUUUAUAUUUUCUAUUCGAGAAAUAUAUGUAUAAUGUAUAUUUAUAAUAAAAAAUUAUUUAUUAUUAA
Molecule: messenger RNA, 1039 nt
Organism: Ooceraea biroi (clonal raider ant)
Lineage: Eukaryota; Metazoa; Arthropoda; Insecta; Hymenoptera; Formicidae
Product: dnaJ homolog subfamily C member 17
Biological process (GO): spliceosomal complex disassembly
Cellular component (GO): spliceosomal complex
Source: RefSeq, a predicted model, not a curated record